AUUCUCCAUUACGUUGCUCCAUCAACAUCAACAGGAAUAAUGAACGGCAUCAAUGGGCACAUAGCCCCUCCGGGCCUUUGGCAAGAGGCGCGCAAUGCUGAAGGGCGAGUGUAUUACUACAACACCAUCACCAAAGCGACCCAGUGGACCAAACCUGAGGAGCUCAUGACUGUAGUGGAGCGCGCUCUGGCCGAUCAACCAUGGAAGGAAUACACUGCUGAAGGGGGCCGUAAAUACUGGUAUAAUACCGAAAGCAAACAGAGCUCCUGGGAGAUGCCAGCGGUCUUCAAGGAUGCGCUUGCGAAAGAAGCUGUUCCUGCGCAAGCCGCAGCACCAUCUGCCCCAACCUUUGUUGCUGGUGGAGGUUUCUCGCAAUACGAUCAGCCACGCGACAGAGAGCCAGUUGGGGAAGCUCGUCAGAUCGCUUACGGCAACGAUGUCAACGGUAGCAGAGCUCAAGUGUUCGUGCCCGCAAAUACCGACCCCGAUUAUUCAACCUUCGAAGAAGCAGAAGCAGCAUUUUUGAAGCUUCUCCGACGCAGCGGAGUGAGGCCGGAUUGGACUUGGGAAGCGGCCAUGCGCGCAAUUAUCAGAGACCCGCAAUACAGAGCUUUGAAGGACCCAAAGGAUCGCAAGGCUGCAUUUGAGAAAUUUGCGGUUGAGGUGCGCCUGGAAGAAAAGGAUCGGGCGAAGGAGAGGCUUGCCAAGCUUCGUACAGAUUUUAGCACCAUGCUGCGAAGUCACCCUGAGAUCAAGCAUUAUACACGCUGGAAGACUGCUAGACCUAUCAUUGAGGGCGAAACGAUCUUCAGAUCUACAGACGAUGACAAUGAGCGACGCCAAUUAUUUGAAGAUUACAUUAUUGAGUUGAAGAAGACGAACAUGGAGCGCGAGGCUUCGACUCGCAGGGCCGCUAUGGACGAGCUUGUUGAGAUCAUGCACGGUCUUAACCUGGAACCAUAUACUAGAUGGGCAGAGGCACAAGGUAUCAUCCAAUCAAACCAGCGAUUCAAAGGUGAUGAGAAAUUCCAGACACUCACGAAAUCUGAUAUGUUGACCGCUUUCGAGAAUCAUAUCAAGUCUCUGGAGAGAACAUUCAACGAUGCUCGCCAACAGCAGAAAAAUCAGAAAUCAAGACGAGAACGCCAGAACCGCGACCGCUUCAUUGACCUUCUGAAUGACUUGAGGAAAGCUGGAAAGAUCAAGGCUGGGGCCAAGUGGAGUCAAGUAUACCCCUUAGUUCAAUCUGACGAAAGGUACACGAACAUGCUCGGUCAACCCGGCUCUACACCACUGGAUUUGUUUUGGGACAUUGUUGAAGAAGAGGAACGAGCCUUGCGUGGAACUCGGAAUGAUAUUUUGGACGUGUUGGAUGACAAACGUUUUGAGAUACAGCAGAAGACCACCUUUGAGGAGUUUCUUACCCUUAUGCAAACAGACCGGCGUACUGCUAACAUCGAUCGAGACGCUCUGUCUUUGAUAUUUGGAAGGCUCCAUGAGAAGGUAUCUCGUCGAAACGAAGACGACAAACACAUGGCAGAGCGAAAGCAACGCCGUGCUGUAGAUGACCUGCGAUCUUACAUGAAACAUCUGGAGCCUCCGAUCAAGGUGGAUGAUACUUAUGAGAAGGUUAAGCCGCGUAUUGAGCGAUCAGGAGAGUACCUUGCCCUUCCCACUGAUGAUCUACGACGUUCUGCCUUCGAUAAGGUUAUCCGUCGUUUGAAAGACAAGGAGGAUGACGAGAGAGAUCGAGCCAAGCGCCGUGACCGAGAGUCUAUCGAGCGAUCAAGCUAUCGAGAGAGGGAAAGAGAGAGAAUUGACAGGGAUAGAGGUGAGAGAUCUCACCGAAAUGGUGGUCGCCAUGGUAGGCCAAGCCGCAGCCCUGAGCCCGAUGCAUAUGAAGCAGAUAGGCGCAAGGCUAUCGCCGAUCGUGAGAAGAACUACCGCAAAGGUAACGUUGCAGAUACUCUACUCUCACCUGCUCGCCGAGGAAACGAUCGGUCUGAAAGGGAUCGCGACUUUGAUAGAUCUCACAGAACACGCCGUGAUGAUCCUCUCGAUCGCCAUGAGAGGGAUCCCCGCGACAAGAGAGAGCGAGAUGACGACCGCGAGAGGCUCUAUAGGAGAAGAGGUGAUCCAAGGGGUAGCAUUGAUGAGUUGCCCUAUGGUGAUGAGAAGCCGAGUUCGGUCAGGCGUAGAAGGGCUGACAGUGACCUUGAAAGCGGGGGUAGCAAAAGGGAUACUAAGAGGACAAGGAGAGAACGAACCCCGCCACGAGAGUCUCCCGCACAGGAUCGUACCGUGAAGGCUAAGACGCCAACCACAACAUUGCCACCAAAGGAGGAUGCAGCUGUACACUCGGGAAGCGAGGAAGGCGAAAUUGAAGAAGAGUAGGGAACUAACAUGCCAUCGGAAGGCGUUGUACAAGACCUGUACGUAACAAGUUAACAUUUUUUGCCUAACACGAUAACCUCGGCCACAUGACAGUUCGAUUCAAGCCAAUGUUUAACAGCACCAAAAGAGACAUCCGAAUCACGAUCAUAAAGCCCAGGGACAACUAGUGGGGCAUCUGGUGUGUAUAUCGUAUCUCUUUGCUUUUAUUCGAUGAACUAGUUUUAAAGCCGUAGAUGAAUCCAUUUCGGGCUCAGGUCGUUUCAAUACUUAAUAUGAAUGACUAUGCCAACAGUGGAAGAUUUUUGUUCUCCAUGCUAGCUUUAAAUCACC
Messenger RNA from Pseudogymnoascus verrucosus, 2724 nucleotides. RefSeq lists its product as uncharacterized. The coding region runs from base 40 to 2394 and encodes 784 amino acids. Gene Ontology annotation, biological process: mRNA cis splicing, via spliceosome. Gene Ontology annotation, molecular function: RNA binding; protein binding. Gene Ontology annotation, cellular component: U2-type prespliceosome; U1 snRNP. NCBI's taxonomy places the organism in Eukaryota, Fungi, Ascomycota, Leotiomycetes, Thelebolales, Thelebolaceae. The transcript has 6 exons. The record is from RefSeq and is a predicted model, not a curated record.